AUGGCUCUCCAGAAGACUCUUUCAUUGCUUCUGUUCUUGCUGCUGACCCUGCUGGGGUUGGGGCUGGUGCAGCCCUCCUAUGGCCAGUCUAUGUACCAACGAUUCCUGCGGCAACAUGUGGAUCCUACUGGGACAGGUGGAGACGUUAAAUACUGUAACUUGAUGAUGCAAAGACGGAGGAUGACUCAGAAUUAUUGCAAGAAAUUCAAUACCUUCAUCCACGAAGACAUCUGGAAUAUUCGUAGCAUCUGCAGCACCACCAAUAUCGAGUGCAAGAAUGGCAAGAUGAAUUGCCAUGAGGGUGUAGUGAGUGUUACAGACUGCAGAGAUACAGGAAGUUCCCCAGCCCCCAACUGCAGAUAUGGGGCCAGGGCCAGCACUAGGCGUGUGGUCAUUGCCUGUGAGGGUAACCCCCCGGUGCCUGUGCACUUUGACAGAUAG
This is a messenger RNA of Pipistrellus nathusii (Nathusius's pipistrelle), 441 nucleotides long. The record is from the annotation of a GenBank genome assembly. NCBI's taxonomy places the organism in Eukaryota, Metazoa, Chordata, Mammalia, Chiroptera, Vespertilionidae.